Messenger RNA from Drosophila serrata, 4133 nucleotides. RefSeq lists its product as uncharacterized. The record is from RefSeq and is a predicted model, not a curated record. Gene Ontology annotation, molecular function: protein binding. Lineage: Eukaryota; Metazoa; Arthropoda; Insecta; Diptera; Drosophilidae. Gene Ontology annotation, cellular component: extracellular region.
CGAAGAUGACGCUGCGCUUAGUCAGCAUAUUGGUUGUGGCAUUAUUCCUACUUUUUUGGCCCGCACAGCUGGAUGCAUUUAUCACGUCGAAUACAGGGUGUCACCACAAUGGCACCUGGUUCGCUGACAAGUCGGUGGUGCCCAGCAUGGAAAAGUGCCUCAAUUGUCAAUGCAACCGGAAGACUCUUGUGUGCCGCCUAAAAGUGUGUCCCGAGAUGCCCAUGCCUCCACCUAGGGGAUGUGUGGUUGUCCAAAAGAAGAGUUCUUGCUGUCCAUAUCUGUCCUGUGCCCGAUUGGAUGCCUUCUAUAUUCCCACCAAACGACGCAUCAUUGCCUACUUGGAUCAUUAUGAGAGGGAGUCCAUAGAUCGUGUGGUCAAUGAUAACAUGUUGCAAAGGCGUUCGGAUGAUUCCGAUACGGAUUUGUUUGUUUGUGUAAAGAAUGGAACUGUCUACAAGUCAGGUUCGGCCAUGUCAUCCUCGAAUUUAUGCAGUUACUGCUACUGUAUAGGUGGCACCGAGAAAUGUGUAAAACCCAAGUGCAUGCUGCCAGGAGGGUGCAAGCCCAUUUUUGUGGACUCCACUUGCUGCCCGGUUCGUUAUGAUUGCAGCAGCAAAACCUCGGGCAAAUCCUCCCAAGAAGUUCGGUACAGGAAGACCUCGAAUAAGCAUUUCCAGCGCAUGUCACAGCGUUUGCAGCGCAAUCGAGGCUGCACUGUGGGCUCUCAGUUCUACGCUGAGGGUCAGAAGAUGCGCUCGGAUGUGGAUAGACCCUGUGACAUUUGCUUCUGCAUUCGAGGAACACGUCGUUGCCCCAAGAAGUGCUCGCCGGCGCUGAAGAACUGCAUCCCGGUGGUGCCCAAGGGACAGUGCUGUCCCUCGAGCUAUGACUGCGGCAGUCAGCGGGAUUAUCGAAGAUCACACAACUCACGACAGUUUAACCUGUACAAUAUGCUCUUUGGCAAGGAAGAACCGGAUGUUCAGGAGACGGGCAUAAUACCAAAUUCCAUGGCUGAGAGGUAUCCACACGAUCGUCAUCCCACUAGAGCUCCUCAGGGCAAUCCCCUGGAGGUCAGCAGUGAGAAGAGCAUCUUGGACACGCUGCGCGAAGGUCUCGAGUUCAUCGAUGGCAAUAACAAUAAAAUGCUGGCCAAUAAUCUGGAUCUGGUGGGAAUAAGGACCACCCAGGCUCCGCCUCUGAUGAGGACGGAAGCCAAUGAAGAAGGUACCAGUAGCACCACAGCCCUGAGUUUUCUGGAUCUCCUCUUAGGCCCCAGUACAGAGAUGGGUUCAGAAGAGGUUAGGCAACCGGAGUCUACCACGGUUAAGAAUACUCUCUCCUGGAUGGAUAUACUCCUGGGACCCGAUGAGGAGGAACUACCUCCCGCCACCGAGGCCUACACGGAAACCAGCUCUACACAGAAUCAAUCCGAGGAAGUGAAGACAUCAACGAAUAGUAUUAAGCGGAUAGCUGAGGACUUUGAAGAGCAAUUUGACAAUGGGGAAAUGGCAGCAGGUGAACUUCCAGCAGAGGCUCAGCAAAUUAGCAUGACCAAUUCUGGGAUUUGGCCGAAACCAGUAACCGAAGCUGUACUUCCUCCUCCCAAAGAAGAACCAAGUCUCUUCAAUGCCCUGAUAGAUGGACUAUCGGGGAUCCUUGAAGAGCCUCUGAAUCAGACAUCAACGAGUAGUACAACCACCACUACGACCACGGAGAAACCUCUGAAAACUAAUGUGUAUGCUCCACCCAUGUUCCGUCCUCUGCCAAGUGGGAAACCAACUCACACGCGAAUCAACUCGAAGCUGGCUAAUCUCACAGUGACACCGCCCAUGUUGGUGGUGACCAGCAAAUAUGGUCAGUCGCAGCCUGUGACCCUCAGAACGGCGGAAAACAGGGUCAACUUAACUACUACAACUACAGAAAAACCCAGUACUACCACCACGCGAACAUCGAUUGAGACUACGACUAUGAAAACCACUCCAAAGCCUUCUACUACCAACAAACCUAAGCUAAAAACUACAAGGAAAACUAUAACGACGCCAAAACCCACAACUCUACAAACGACAACUCAAAAACCCAGUACUUCAAGGCCCACAGCUAAGAAGGCUGUUACUCCAAGACCCACAACUCAAAAACCAACAACAGCAAGACCCACAACAACUACUACAACUACACCAAAAACCACUUCAUCAACUCCUUCUUCGACUCCUUCAUCAACUCCUGCAACAACUCCUUCAACAACAACUUCGACAACACACAAACCAAUUUCGACAUCACAAACCACAAUUCGAACCACUAGCAAGCCGAAAUUUAAACCCAAGACUAAACCUUACAUUACAAGUACUCCAAACCCUAGUUAUCAAAACGAACCCACUAUUUUGGAAGCCGAACCCCUAGAAGACGCCAGUGGUGGAGAACCCACACUCUCCAGUCUACCGAAUCUAAAAAUAAUACCUUUCCUGCCAACCGAUGCCGUGGAAACGGUGCCCAAGGAGACCUAUUCCAGUAACUUUUAUCAGCAGCAGGUAGCCUCCGAUAAAAUGGAUGUGGUAGGGUAUGACACCAUGGAUGAUUCAGUGGCUCUGUAUACACAAUCCCAACCUGAUCAGGCUGCCUACAAGUACAAGUUCAAUGUGGAAGUUCCAGCGGUGCAGCCUGCUCCCGAGCCAGUGGUUCAUCUGGGUGGGAAAUAUGAGGGCAGUGCCGCCUAUGUUAAGUUCGACUUCGACAGACCGGUGGUUCCACCUUCACACAAUGGCUUCUCGCCUCCCGAAACGGAGGGUGGAUUCAUGCCCAAGGAACCGCUGGUUAUCGAUGGCGAAGUCCUUCAGGAGCAUGUCACCUCGAGUGGAAUCAGGCCGGUAGAUAACUUCCAUGUCACACAGCAUAUAAUUGAUAUCACAACGGCGGGAAAGCAAGAUAACGAUACAGCUUCGAUAGAAAUCACUACACCCGAUCCUUUUAAAGAUGUCAUACACACAGAGCCAUCGCCCAAUCUCGAUGAAUUAAUCGUUGACAAAGCGAACAAGCAGCCGGCGAUUGAAGAGCAUAUUGAAACUGUCACUUUCAGUGUUAGCAACUCCACAUCCACUUCAUCCUCCUCCACAUCUUAGCUCUUCACCAGCAAUACAGCAGCAGCAGCAACGACAACGGAAAAGGAAACCCCCUUGAUAGAUAAAUAUGAAAUCAAUAAAUUAGAUAAGCUUUUGGAUGAGCUGCUCGGAUUGAAGUUGCCCAAAGGGGAUGUAGUGAGCAGCACAGUGCCGCCAUUUAAGCAAAUGCCAGCGGCAACAGGAGCAACAGCAGCAGCAGCAACAGCAGCAACAUCAGCAACUACUGUGACUGGUACACCAGCAACGGCAACAGCAACAUCAGCAGGAGCAGCGGCAACCGCAGGUCGCCCAACUGACAACACGUGCUCCGGGCUGAAAAAGGGUGGCAGUAAAACGAAAAACAAACAGACCGCCGGCAAUAGACGUAAGGUUCAGAGUGCCACGCGUCGCCAGAGUACUCCAGCAGCCACCAGAGCCCCGCCGGCAACAACCAGGACACCUCCUACUCCGCCUCCUACUCCUCCUCCUACCCCGGCACCUGCCACAUCAACCACAACAGCAACGAGAAGCACUACACAGCAUCCGUUUUUGAACUCGCCAUUCGACAAAUUGCCCUUCAUGGACGCCAGCUACGAGGUGAGACCGCACAGAUUGCCGCCGCAGGGGCAGGAGGAGCCGUUGCAGCCACAUGAGCAGCCAACGCAGCAAUUCCACCAUUACCAGCAUGCAACGCGACCGCCAACAACUGCUGCUCCGCCGGCUAAAUCCGCGGAAGAGGAGUCAGCGCCACCUCCGGAUCGGAUGGGUGCACCGGGAUUCCCGGCCCUUGAUGGGGGAGAUCCCCUCGGUCAGUUGAAAUUGGCGGGAUGUAACAUUUACGGACGCAUGUAUCGUGUGGGUCGGAUUAUAGUGGAAUUAUCCAGCCAGUGCCUGGAAUGCAAAUGCACCGAGGUGGGCGUCAAGUGCGGCCCAUUAGACUGUUAAUUUAGACAUUUCCCUCCAAAUAAUCGAAAUCAUCAUCCCCCUUCAAUGGGCAAUGAUAGUGUGUGUAUAGGUUUAAGUGUCAGCUCUUAAUGGUAG